This is a messenger RNA of Ruditapes philippinarum (Manila clam), 1574 nucleotides long. RefSeq names its product C-type lectin domain family 10 member A-like. The record is from RefSeq and is a predicted model, not a curated record. The coding region runs from base 889 to 1464 and encodes 191 amino acids. NCBI's taxonomy places the organism in Eukaryota, Metazoa, Mollusca, Bivalvia, Venerida, Veneridae. The transcript is spliced from 9 exons.
CAAAAGGGAUUAUUUUCAACAUACGAGACAAACUUUUGUUUCACAGUAUAAAUUGAAAAAAAAGUUAAAUUUGUUGGCAUAUUUAUACAUAUCUAACUCAUAUUUAUCAAUAAUGAGUGGAAAUAUUGAAAGUGUUUUUGUUUGUUUAGCAUUUACUAUUUGUUUUAUCGGUUGCAUUAAAGAUGUGACAUCACUGGAAUGUUAUAGCUGCCAGUCAAAGAACACAGCCAACAGCUGCCAGGCUACCUCCUCGUGCGGACAAAACCAGGUGUGCAUGCUACGACGAACAGUGAACAACCAAACUCAGGAAAUACAUUACGAGUCGAAAUGCGAAGACAAAACUGAUUGUGAUUUGGAGCUUGAUCGAUACAAGGCAAUUUUGAGCGCAUUGGUUGGUAAGAAACGUGCUAUGAUGAAACAAAUCGUAGCAGGUGAUGUGUGUUUGAUACAAUGUUGUGACCAAGACCUUUGCAAUAACGGAUGCGUCAUGUCAUCGAAUCUAAGCUACACAAUGACGUCCAAUCCGUUUGCGACUACAAAGAUGAUUCCUGCAAACCAAGCCCCAACAAAUUCUCUUCAAAACAUGACAGCACUUACCCAGAGUUCAUCAGCUCUGACAUCCUUGAAUAUUAUUUUUCCAACAAAACCAUCAAAAGCAAUAUCAACAGAUGCGACUCCACCUAAAGUACCACGACUCCAUCUGUAACCGUAUCAACAACCGCUAGCAGUAGCAGCAGCAAUGUUAACAGUGUUUCCAGCGGUAAUACCGUCACAACUCCAUAUGUUCAGUCGUCACGUCAGCCCAGUGCUCCAGCAGUGUCGACAACGUCAUGGCCACGUACGACAACUCGACAGAGCACUACAACAAAAGUCAUCCAACACACAACAAUGUCUAACACCCCACAUCCACGCACAACAUCUCCUGCAGCAGUAAGCCAGAGUGUUUCAACAAAAGACACUCAAAGUACUAGAAUGACAGAGUCUGUCACCCCACUUACAUAUACAACAAAAAUAGACAAGAUCACAACGUCAAGUCCUAUAAAAGAGUGUCCAUAUGGAUUUGUGAAAUUCGACACUUCUUGUUACUUAUUUGGUAGACAUGAAAUGAGCUUCCACGACGCUCAUUUAUUCUGCGCCAAGCACAACUCGCAUUUAGUCCAUGUAGAUUCUUCAAGGGAGAACAAUUAUUUGAAAAACCAUUUUAAAACUAUGCAUAGAGGUCCAAUUCAAUAUUGGAUAGGUAUUACAGACGAAAUAACGGAGAACGUGUGGCAAUAUUACGAUUCCGGAAAAGUUGCAACAUUUUAUGACUGGUCCCCGGGAGAACCAGAUGGUACCCAGGCAUUUGACGGGAACGCUGUCGCAGACUGUGCCGUUUUCGAUCCAUAUUUAGACUUUCAAUGGAGAGAUGAGGACUGUUCACCGUAUCAAGUAUCUGAACCAGUCUGUGAAAUAAGUCAGUAGGAGUUGUUGUUGUAGCACAGAAAUGGACAUUUCAGACAUUAUACGGGUACUUGUUUGUAUUUACCCAUUUAUGUAAUUAUCUAUUGUAAUAAAGUUAGAUCUUACGAUGA